AGCCCCGGCCUGGAGUGGAUGAGUCUCUCCAUGAGAGAUCCGGUCAUUCCUGGGACAAGCAUGGCCUACCAUCCGUUCCUACCUCACCGGGCGCCGGACUUCGCCAUGAGCGCGGUGCUGGGUCACCAGCCGCCCUUCUUCCCCGCGCUCACGCUGCCUCCCAAUGGCGCCGCCGCCGCCGCCGCGCUCUCGCUGCCCGGCGCCCUGGCCAAGCCCAUUAUGGAUCAGUUGGUGGGGGCGGCCGAGACCGGCCUCCCCUUCUCGUCCCUGGGGCCGCAGGCACACCUCAGGCCUCUGAAGAGCAUGGAGCCCGAGGAAGAGGUGGAGGACGACCCCAAGGUGCAUCUGGAGGCCAAAGAACUUUGGGAUCAGUUCCACAAGCGGGGUACAGAGAUGGUCAUCACCAAGUCGGGAAGGCGAAUGUUUCCUCCAUUUAAAGUGCGGUGCUCAGGCCUGGAUAAAAAGGCCAAAUAUAUUUUGUUAAUGGAUAUCAUAGCUGCUGAUGACUGUCGAUAUAAAUUCCAUAAUUCUCGGUGGAUGGUGGCCGGUAAGGCUGACCCAGAGAUGCCAAAACGAAUGUACAUUCACCCCGACAGCCCCGCUACCGGGGAACAAUGGAUGUCUAAAGUGGUCACCUUCCAUAAGCUGAAACUCACCAACAACAUUUCCGACAAACACGGAUUUACCAUCUUGAACUCCAUGCAUAAGUACCAACCCCGCUUUCACAUUGUCCGAGCCAAUGACAUUUUGAAGCUGCCUUAUAGUACAUUUCGGACUUACUUGUUCCCAGAAACCGAAUUCAUCGCUGUAACUGCUUACCAGAAUGAUAAGAUAACCCAGUUAAAAAUAGACAACAACCCUUUCGCAAAAGGUUUUCGGGACACUGGAAAUGGCAGGAGAGAGAAAAGGAAACAGCUCACCCUGCAAUCCAUGCGGGUGUUUGAUGAGAGACAGAAAAAGGAUACAGGGACCUCAGACGAGUCUUCUAGCGAGCAGGCCGCCUUCAGUUGCUUUGCUCAGGCCUCCUCCCCGGCUGUUUCCACCGUGGGGACCUCAAACCUCAAAGAUCUGUGUGCCAGCGAGGCCGAGAGCGACGCGGAGGCCGACAGCAAGGAGGACCCGGGUCCCGAGGCCUGCGACUCGGCGCGCAUCUCCACCACCACGGCCGAGGAGCCCGGCGGCCGGGACAAGGGCAGCCCCGCGCCCAGGGCGCCGCCGCAGCAUCACCUCGCGGCCGGGCCCCGGGACGGCGGGCGUCCCGACAAAGCGUCGCCCGAUUCCCGCCACAGCCCGGCCACCAUCUCGUCCAGCACCCGCGGCCCGGGCCCGGAGGAGCGGCGGAGCCCGGGCGCGGCGGCCGCAGCGGCGGUGGCGGCCGCCCGGGCGGAGGAGGCGCGCGCGCUGCCCGGCAAGGACGCCUUCGCGCCGCUCUCGGUGCAGACGGACGCGGCCGCCACCGCGCACCUGGCCCAGGGGCCCCUGCCCGGCCUCGGCUUCGCCCCGGGCCUGGCCGGCCAGCAGUUCUUCAACGGGCACCCCCUCUUCCUGCACCCCGGCCAGUUCGCCAUGGGGAGCGCCUUCUCCAGCAUGGCGGCGGCGGGCAUGGGGCCCCUGCUGGCCACCGUGUCCGGGGCGUCCACCGGGGUCUCCGGGCUGGAUUCCACCGCCAUGGCCUCGGCCGCCGCCGCCCAGGGACUGUCGGGAGCGUCGGCCGCCACCCUGCCCUUCCACCUGCAGCAGCACGUCCUGGCCUCGCAGGGUCUGGCCAUGUCGCCUUUCGGAAGCCUCUUCCCCUACCCUUACACCUACAUGGCUGCGGCCGCAGCAGCCUCCUCCGCUGCGGCCUCCAGCUCCGUCCACCGCCACCCGUUCCUCAACCUGAACACCAUGCGCCCGCGCCUACGCUACAGCCCCUACUCCAUCCCCGUGCCCGUCCCGGACAGCGGCAGCCUGCUGACCACCGCGCUGCCCUCCAUGGUGCCCGCCGCGGCCACAGGACCCCUGGAUGCCAAAGCCACCGCGCUGGCCACCAGCCCGGCCUCGGUGGCCGUGGACUCCGGCUCUGAACUGAACAGCCGCUCCUCCACGCUCUCCUCCAGCUCGGUGGCCUUGUCACCCAAACUCUGCUCCGAGAAGGAGGCGGCCACCAGCGAACUACAGAGUAUCCAGCGGUUGGUGAGCGGCUUAGAGGCUAAGCCGGACCGGUCCCGCAGUGCAUCCCCUUAACCUCUUCCCGCCACCCCCCACCCCGGGAAAGUCUCUUCAUUCCAGUUCUGGUCAAGUCUUCAGUGCACUUUGUUGGAUGUAAAAAUAACAGCACCCCCCCCCUCUGGAGGUGCAGCCUGGCCUGGCCUGUCUGGGGGUGACCCUUUCCUUUGCAGUGGUAUCUAAGAAGCCUGGACUCUCGUGGAGAGGUUGUACCCAGAAACCAGUCACCUUGACGUGGUUUUGUCUAUCUGGGGUUCAGAGAUGGCUGUUGUUUGGAGCUGAUUGGGGCUGGAGGUAAAGGAACUCCCGCAGAGGCUGGUCAGCAAGCUGAGGUUAAGAAGAACCAAGGUAGCAGGGCCCACCGGGAGAGAGAGGGCUUGAAAGGCAUGUAUAUAUCUCUCUCUGUGUGGGUUUCUAUAAAUAUAUAUAUUUUUUCCCUUCGCAGUGUCAAGUGGAAACAAAUAAAAAAUGUGUUUUUAAAAACAGGAGAAAGAAGGGAGGGGGACAAAAUGAAUUAACACGCUUCUGUGUGUGGAGAUUGGAAAACUUUACAGUGACUUGUAUGUCGGAUCUCAAUAAAUUCCCCCGGAAGCCAUUGCUUGGGAAGGCAAAUCCUCGUGAUUCUUGUUUAGCCGAUAUUAAGGAAAUCUGUGUCAUUUUAAAUACGAUUCUUGUGAUGUUUUAAGAGCUGAUAUUAGGUCUUCUUGCAUGUGUUUCACCGUCAUAUAUAUUCGUGGUUUUUAUUUUGGACGCCUGCUUUUAGACAAAGCAAAUCACCCCCCUCCACCCUCCCACUCCCUCAAUCCUGACUUCCCCCAGCCCUUAACUCACAGCUGGAUUUAACCCAGGGAAGAGAUGGGGGGGGGGGGGGAGGCUGGAAAGGGGGAGAAGAAAGCUGAAUUUAUUUUAGCUAAGCUCUGUGGCAGUUCAUUCUCUCUCCUUCCCAUAUAUGCAAUAACAAGGUUUUAAGAAAUAAUAAAAAAAGAAGCGAGACUAUUAGACAAAGUAUUUAUGUAAUUAUUUGAUAACUUGUAAAUAGGUAGACUAUGAAUGCUCGGGAAGAAAAAUUAAAACUUUUAAUUUAUUGACAUUGUACAUAGUUUCUGUGUAAAUAGAUCGCAACUGUCCUGUGUUUAUCCUUCUCUUUUAGUUGGUUUUAUUUCUAGGUCACCCAGAGUGCAGUUUCACAGUAGAAAACAUUUUCCCCAAGUGCUGUCUACAGAAUUCUGUUUUCCCUUGUUGGUUUUCUUUUCUUUUUUUUUUUUUUCCUCCCUGGUAUUCGAGAGUUGGGAGAGGAGGGGAGUACUAGUACCUCUUUUAUUUAGCCAACAGGAGUUGCCGGAUUUCGUUUUCAAUUUCUUAAAACCCGAAAUCCCCCAGUGUGUCUGGGGGAUUGCUGAGGGGUGUGGGUAGGGAGUCGUGCAGGGGCUGCGGCUUGACUUAUUAAUUUUGCUUUCAUAUUUGUGUUUGCUAGUCUCUGACUUCCUUCAAAGUGGAAUUUACUACUGUGGCUAAUCUUGAUGGCAUUUUGAGUUUUGGUACCUAGCCGAGAGGAGAGAGAAAGGAGAUUUCACAACUCCAGAAGUCAGGUGCUGAACGUUAAAAAAGGAAAAAAAAAUCCAUGAAGGUGUAUUUUGUGUUAUAGAGUUCUUUGGUUUUCUGUAUCCCUCCCCCUCUCCCCGUCUUUAAAAACACUGAAAUUUCAAUAAAUUUUUAUUGAAAUGUC
This is a messenger RNA of Dipodomys spectabilis (banner-tailed kangaroo rat), 3934 nucleotides long. It is a transcript of the gene Tbx3, whose product is annotated as T-box transcription factor 3. Gene Ontology annotation, biological process: regulation of transcription by RNA polymerase II; cell fate specification; cardiac chamber development. The coding region runs from base 19 to 2226 and encodes 735 amino acids. The record is from RefSeq and is a predicted model, not a curated record. Gene Ontology annotation, cellular component: nucleus. NCBI's taxonomy places the organism in Eukaryota, Metazoa, Chordata, Mammalia, Rodentia, Heteromyidae. Gene Ontology annotation, molecular function: DNA-binding transcription factor activity, RNA polymerase II-specific; RNA polymerase II cis-regulatory region sequence-specific DNA binding. The transcript has 7 exons.